Penicillium cataractarum is the source of this 1755-nucleotide messenger RNA. Its product is annotated as putative general amidase. NCBI's taxonomy places the organism in Eukaryota, Fungi, Ascomycota, Eurotiomycetes, Eurotiales, Aspergillaceae. The record is from RefSeq and is a predicted model, not a curated record. The transcript has 3 exons. The coding region runs from base 1 to 1755 and encodes 584 amino acids.
AUGGCAUCCCAAGAGCCCGCAUACAUCGCAAUCGCCCAGCGCAAGCAAGAUGCGCUAGCUGCUGCUAUCCCCGCUGAAUGGCGACUGCCGGCGCAUCUCAUUCCCGCGGGGAUGCUUUCGCUCGCCGAGUCGAUCACCGAGGGACCGAAGAAGUACGGUAGAGUUAAUGUCACGGAGAUUCCACGCACUUGUGGCAUUCUGACUGCCAAAGAGCUGGAAAUUACGGAGAACUACGAUGUGCGUGGGCUUGUGUCUGCCAUGACUGGGCGCAAAUUGAAGGCUGAGGAGGUGAUUCGAGGCUUUUGCAAGAGAGCAGCAAUUGCCCAUCAGCUUACUCGUUGUAUCACUGAGCCUCUGUUCGAUCGAGCCCUUCGCCAGGCAAAGGAGCUGGACGAUUACCUCCAGCGAACCGGUCGCCCUGUCGGCCCUCUGCACGGUCUGCCCGUCUCGGUGAAAGACACAUUUUGCGUGGAGGGAGCUGACACGAGCAUCGGACUUGCUGCUCUCGCAUUCAAGCCUGCCCGCAAGAAUGCUGAUCUGGUCGAUCUCCUCCAGUCUCUGGGUGCGGUUAUUAUCGCAAAGACAAAUAUCCCACAGACCCUCGGGACGCUAGAUAGCUGCAACCAUCUGUUCGGUCGUACAUUGAACCCGCUGAACCGUCAAUGGACGGCAGGUGGUAGUACCGGUGGUGAGGGAGCGUUGCUUGCGAUGAAUGGGUCCAUGGUUGGCUUUGGUACGGAUAUCGGUGGCAGCAUCCGUAUUCCCGCGAUGUGCCAGGGUCUCUAUGGAUUCAAACCGAGUGAGGGUCGUGUACCCUACGGUGGCCAAGAGAGUGGUCAGGUUGAAGGUAAGGGACGGGUCUCCCUGCAGCCCGUAGCUGGACCGUUGGCACGUUCCGUGGCGGACAUCGCAGCCGUAAUGGCCGAAAUUGUGCCGCGCGCUGAGCUCUUUGGGGAAGACUGUAUCCCAGGAUACUGGCCUACCCCCUCAAUGCCAGCAUCUCUUGCCCCGCCGCGCAACUUUACUAUCGGCAUCCUCAAGACGGACGGGUUGGUCACCCCCUUGCCGCCGAUUACCCGCAUCCUCGAAGAAGUAGCCAACCACCUACGCCGGACCCCCGGCGUGGAAGUUGUUGAGAUUCCGCUUCCCCCAGUCUUGCCCAAGUGCCAAGCUCUGGCAGGCCGUCUCAUGGGUGUUGACGGUGGUUCAAACAUGCUCGAUUUGAUCGAGAGUAUGGGCGAGCCGUUGACGCCCUGGCUUCAGGGUCGCAUGAAGCGCGGCAAGGCUUUGACUAUCAAUCAGCUGGCGCAGUUGCAGGCCCAGCGUGCCCAGGUCGAGAAGGAGAUGAUGAAGAUGUGGACUCUUUCUUCUUCAUCUAAGACUCGUCAGGUUGAUGCUAUCGUCUGUCCGAUUGCACCGCACCCGGUUCCCCAGAUGGAUCGGUAUAACGCUGUUGGGUAUACAUCGACAUUCGUGUUGCUAGACUAUCCAGCCGGUGUUGUCCCUGUUAGACCCUUCGUGGAGUCGGACCUUGAACUUGGUCGCGAGAUGAAAGAUCCCGUGCUAGGAAGCUGGGAUAAGGCCAACCGCUUGCUGUGGGACGAGAAAACGGUUGAUCGUCGGGUAUACUUGGAGUCACCGCUUAGUGUGCAGGUUGUGACGCCAAAACAGCGCGACUACGAGCUGUUCCAGGCGAUGGAGAUUAUUGACCGUGCAGUGCAAGGUCGUGUUGGAUCUACUCCUGCCAAGUUGUAA